This is a messenger RNA of Acanthochromis polyacanthus (spiny chromis), 5686 nucleotides long. It is a transcript of the gene lrfn2b, whose product is annotated as leucine rich repeat and fibronectin type III domain containing 2b. The record is from RefSeq and is a predicted model, not a curated record. NCBI's taxonomy places the organism in Eukaryota, Metazoa, Chordata, Actinopteri, Pomacentridae. Gene Ontology annotation, molecular function: protein binding. Bases 1021 to 3399 code for a protein of 792 amino acids. The transcript has 7 exons. Gene Ontology annotation, cellular component: postsynaptic density membrane; cell surface.
CCCGGUCAGAUAUGAAACGCCCAGUGUUUGCAUUUUAAAUGUGUCACAUGUCCGUGAUUUUUUUCCAGUCCCAUCUGCCGUCAGCACAGGGCGCAGUCGGUGCACUGGGAGGACUCCAGGCUGCAGGUAUUUGCGGUCAGAUCAAAAAACGCAGACAACAGCGCAGAUUAAGGACAUUUGAGAGGAUAUUAUCGUCCGUCUCCUCCCGUCGGCGCGAUGUGAAUGGAUAUUCGUUUUGAGUCCGUGAAAGUUUAUUCACGCUGUUUUUCUCGUUUUCUUUCUGUCCUGCCAAACUUAAAAAUAGCCCACACUUGGAGCUGAUCGAUGCGCGGUGCCGGAGGAGCGGUUUUUCUCGCCAGUAGUGUGGUCAGAGUGGGCUGCUGUGCGCGGCGGAGCGGUGCGCACUCGCUUUUUUACGCGCAAAAGGGGAGAAAACAGUCAGCGGCAGCAGGCGGAACCAGGGGAAUCCGAGAAGGAGGAAUGGAAAUUACAAAACGACAGUGUUGGAAUUAAAACUGCAAUGUCUUGAUCGCGGACUGCACCUGCUCGAACAGAGAGGAGACGCCUUGAAACACGCCGGAUAGAAUGAGGGAUGGCCUUGAAGUCUGUUGUUAAGCUGUAUCCCUGCAUCCGCAUCUCAGCAGUUAACAGGAGGUGGUGACGGCGAGGAUGUAUUCAGAGCUGCAGGCACUGGUGAGGCGCAAAGAUGGAGGCCUGACCUCAGGUGGUUCCUCCACCUCGUGAGCCUCACCCUAUUCACUGUCGUCUGUUUCUGUUGGUGUGGGAGUGAGAAACGUGGAGGCUGUGAUUAGCGGGCUGAGCCCGUGAGUGAACCUAUGGCAGAGAGACAGCACAGUGCAGGAAAGGAAGGCGAAGUUAUUCACCAGCGAAUGAACAAUCCUUUCUCAUUAGCCGAUCGCACAUGAUGUAGAAUGUUGAGCCCACACCGGUCCAGUUCUGUGGCCGAGGACAAAAAGGGGACUGCGGGGGAGCCUGGGAACCUGAAGGGCUUUUAUCUUCAUGGAGUUUAGGGUUUAUAUGUAUGACUCUAUCAUGGACCACAUCAUCUGCUGCCUAUUGGUCCUGGGAGCCACAGUGAUGACCACCCAUGCAUGCCCCAAGUACUGUUCAUGCCAGAAUCUCUCUGAGUCUCUGGGGACAUUGUGUCCCUCCAAAGGCCUUCUUUUUGUGCCUCCAGACAUCGACCGAAGCACGGUGGAGCUCCGGCUGGGAGGUAACUUCAUCCUCCGAAUCACACAGCAGGACUUUGCCAACAUGACCGACCUGGUGGACCUGACCCUCUCUAGGAACACCAUCAGCUACAUCCAGCCCUUCUCCUUUGGUGACCUGGAAACGCUGCGCUCACUCCACCUGGAUAACAACCGCCUCGUGGAGCUUGGUCCUGAUGAUUUGCGAGGCUUAGUCAACCUGCAGCACCUAAUUGUCAACAACAAUCAACUGGGACGCAUCCAUGAAAAGGCCUUUGAAGACCUUGCACCUGCCUUGGAGGACCUGGAUCUUUCUUACAACAACCUGAUGUCUCUGCCCUGGGAUUCAGUCCGACAGAUGAUUAACCUGCACCAACUUAGCGUGGACCACAACCUGUUGGAUUUUAUUCCAGAGGGUACUUUCACUGACCUGGAAAGGCUGGCAAGACUAGAUCUGACGUCAAACCGCUUGCAGAAGCUACCCCCAGAUCCCAUCUUUGCCCGAGCCCAAGAUUCAAUGAUCCUGACUACGCCGUAUGCUCCCCAGCUAUCCCUAAGCCUGGGUGGGAACCCGCUUCACUGUAACUGUGAGAUGCUGUGGCUGCGCAGGCUUGAGAGAGAUGACGACUUGGAAACUUGUGCUUCUCCACCUGCCCUGAAGGGUCGUUACUUCUGGAAUGUAAAGGAGGAGGAGUUUGUGUGCCAGCCACCUCUCAUUACCCAGCACACCCACAGGAUGCUGGUUUUGGAGGGCCAGACGGCCAGCCUACGGUGCGAAGCAAGUGGAGACCCUUUGCCUACCAUCCACUGGAUCUCACCUGAUGAUCGGCUGCUCGGCAACUCUUCCCGAACCGCAGUGUUUAGCAAUGGAACCCUGAGCAUCACAAUCACAACCUCGAAGGACUACGGCACCUUCACCUGCAUUGCCGCUAAUGUAGCUGGGGAGUCCGCUGCCUCUGUGGAGGUGUCCAUCGUCCAGCUCCCCCACCUCAGCAAUGGCACCGGGCAGCCAGCACAGCCAAAGUCACGGCUCUCCGACAUCACAGGAUCCACCAGGAUUAGCAAGGGGACUCCCAAGAGUCAGCCGGAGAGGGUGGUAUCCGUCUCAGAGGUGACGGCUGUUUCAGCGCUGGUCAAGUGGACGGUGAGCAAGUCGGCGCCCAAAGUGAAGAUGUACCAGCUCCAAUACAACUGCUCUGAUGAUGAGGUUCUGAUCUACAGGAUGAUUCCGGCCUCCAGCAAGGCUUUCUUGGUGACGAAUCUGGUAUCGGGGACCCGCUACGAUCUCUGUGUGCUUGCUGCCUGGGAUGACACGGCCACCACGCUCACGGCCACCAACGUCGUGGGCUGCACACAUUUCUUCACCCAGGAUGACUACCCUCAGUGCCAGUCUCUGCCCAGCCAGCUGCUGGGAGGCACCAUGAUCCUGGUGGUGGGAGGCAUCAUCGUAGCCACGCUGCUUGUGUUCAUCGUCAUCCUCAUGGUGCGAUACAAAGCUGCAGACACUGAGCCUCCUGUGGGGAAAUUGACCAGCGUCAGCGACACGCACUCCCAGACCAACGGGGGCCGACUCGGGCAAAACGGACUCCUCAUGCCCCAGUCUCAACCUCAGCCUGAGCCGAAGGUCAAAGCCAAAGUGACUCUGAAGGAUGAGGUUGUGGAGUUCAAGUGCGGCUCCCUUCAGAGCAGCCUCACCUCCUCCUCCUCGUCCUCGGGCUCCAUGGCUGGGGGAUCGUUGAGCCCCAACAGCACACUUGCCAGCAUUUGGAGGUCCGCUCCCUCCAAGCCCCGGACCAACCUGGAUCACCUCCUGGGGGCCUUCACCUCACUGGAUCUUCGAGGCGCUCAGGGCCUUGACCCAGGAGCAUCGGGCAGCGCUACGGUGGUGACAGCGAAGCCCCACACGGACAGGGAGCCGCUGCUGGGCCGGACGCUGGACUCCAGCCUCAGCCGGCUCCUCAUGCUGCCUCUGGACUCCAAGCCAAAGAGGAGUCAAUCCUUCGACAUGGGAGACGUAACAGGCGCCGGGGUCUCUCAGCUUUGCAGCAAACCUCGCAGGAUCAGCAGUAUCUGGACUAAGAGGAGCCUGUCUGUAAAUGGCAUGCUGCUGCAGAGCGAGGAAGAAGGGGACACGGGCGGCAGCAAGGGGACGUUAGACAGCGCUGACUGGGUGAUGGAGAGUACUGUCUAGGUCAGAUGGAGAACCGUCACACUGUCAAACACUGCCCAGACUGAUGGCCUACAGCCACGCCAAGACAGACCUGCUGGUCUAAGAGCCUUUGUUCUGCAUGAAGCACACCCAUUUGCAUCCCUUCCGCUCUCACUGCUCAGACUCAGGUGAGACAAGCGGAGCUGUUUUCACAGUCCGAGCCAAACAAAAGGAAGAAAAAGACCUUUGGACUGUUUUGCCUCACACUUUGUACAGAGAUGGAUUACGAUGGCUGGUCGGCCACAACGGCAGAGCAACAAUGUUGUCUGUUACAGAGAUAUAAGGUGAUGACCAUGGGCUGAUAUUACACUGUAUAAAUUCAAAGUAUGUAAUGAAAUUAAAGUUUUAUAUUUUUUAUUUUGCUGGUCAAACACAAAUGAUUCGUUACUGGUCUCUGCCUUUACACUGGAGCGAGGCAUGACCAGUGGUUACACUAUGAAAUCUUUUACUGUAAAUUCAUCCUCAUUUUAGUUACCCUCUGAUGCAGUUUACCUUUCUCUGACUGAAUGGUGCAGUAUAUAUAUAAAUAUAUAUACAUAGAUGUGAUGCUUUGACUCAUUAAGAUUUAAGAAAAAAAAGAUUUAUUGACAAAGUUGUAUGUGAAUAUAUUUACUUUCUAUACAGAGUAUAUAUUUGAGGGGUCACUCAAUGAUUCUGUAUGCUAAUUAUAUCAAAUCUUAUGUGGCUGCAUAGAUUAUGAAAUUCAUCAUUUUCAAAACUAUGGCUGUGUUAUAUAGUUUGUUUUCAAUGCCAAAUUACUGAGGAGGAAACUGGUGCAAUGUGUGGGACCUUCCUAGACAAUUAGGCCUGUUUAGCCUCUGUGCAUUCAAUUUGUUAGUUUCAGUAUCAAAAUUGAUGGGUUUGAGGUUGGUUUUUCUUGUUCUUGUUUUUUUGGGUUUUUUUUUUUGCAUUUUUUGAAGAUACAUUCCCUGCUUUGUUGCAGCAAAUAAACCAAACUUUAUCUCCCUAAUAAGUGAUAUUUACCACACAUUCAGGGUGACAAGUGAGGAUGCAUAUUUUAGCGGAUAAUUUGGUUUUCAAAUCAGUAAUAACAAAUUAUAACUUGCAAAACUCACUAAGGGAGAAGAAACAUGAGCAACACCCUGGUUUUAGAUGAAGCAAUAGUUAAUCCAAGUCAUUUAAAAAACACAACUUCUUGAUUAAUACUGGGAAACACAAUGAAAAGCUUAGUAACAAGUGUAGAACUUUAUAGCCUAUAAUGAACUAUUUUAGUAACUUUAAACCCGGAUUAGGCUGUUUUCACCAUUUUCUAUGAUGUCGAUAGAAACAAUUAGCUGAUUAUGAACCCAAAUGAAAAUAAUAAGAUUAACACACAGUUAAAUAGAACCUGCGCAUACUCCUUUUUUUUUUUACCAUGUUUCUUUCAAACCCAUGCUUCUUUUUAUUUUGAGGUGGGAACAGCAAAAGUUUACUGCUUUGCUGUAUUUUUAAAAUAUACUCAUCAGGUUACUAAGCCUCUUAUUUUGUCUACCAAGCUUAUAGGUUACUUACAACCUUCAGAAAGGCCCGCAAAUUGUCAUGAGAUUGUCCUCUCAGUCAUUUUGUAUGAAAAUACUGUUAUCAGAGUCACUUUCUUUCAAAUGCUCGGCAUCACGUUGUGCCGAUCGAAUUCCUCCGUGCUCUUGUCAUGCGCUGGUCAGUGUUCUCGGGAUUCAGAUAAGCAGGGUUUAAUAAGAAAAACUAAUAAUGAACCUAUUUAAUGAAAGCUCAUUGUGCAGAAAGUUUCUGUUGAGCAACGCGAAGUUGCGCGCUUUUAUCGUCAGGUGUUGCAUGUUUCUGCCGAACUGACCCAUGAGACAGUUUAGUCCAGUGUACACACUCAUGUUGUCAUAUCUCAUGUGUUGUCUGAAUGACUUUGUGAUAUUUCUGAUAUGACUGCGUGUGUACAGUGUCUCUGUAUAUUGGAUUUUUUUUUUCUUUUUUUGUACCAUUCUCCAGUUGGAGUCUGUGCUGCAGUCGGACUUGACGGUGGAAGCAGAGGUUGGUGAGGGAGCAGCGGCUUUACUGUGUUGUUACACUGCAACUGUGCACAUUUCUUACUUGGAUCUGUAAAAGAUGUUUGUGUGGUCAAAUUUGUUGUUUUUGCUACUAAGAUAAAAACUAAAAAUCUCCUGAGGCAGCUAUGGGAUAUCGGAGUGUUCCUUCUAUUUUGGAUGCUGUUGGUUUACAAUGAGGCUGAAUGCUGUAAAUCUGAACAAAUCAAAGAAGUAGAGGCACAAAAAUAAAAGACAAAGGUGAUGAAAGUGGA